AAAACAAAGUUUUUAUUUUUGUUGAAGUUGUUUGCUUGUUUUUACCUAACUGUUUCUGUUCGUAUCAUGUUGAGGAACGCGCGCCUCUUGCUCGGCGUUCUCAUACUAAUUGCCAGCAGCAUAGCGGAUACAAAAGCCACAGUAAAUAAUGAAACGAGUUUCUUGGAAACAUCGCUGAGAUAUUUGGAUGAACAGCUGCUCUACGAUCUAUUGCCACGUGGCACAUGCCCUGGCGAUGUGGAAGAUGCGCCGCUGGAUGAGUUCCCCGAUAUAUUUACAGUGGAAGAGCUGCGCCAGGGCUGGGUAGCACUGCAUGUCUUCGCUGCGAUCUAUUUCUUCAUAUUGCUGGCCAUCAUAUGCAACGAUUACUUUCUGCCCACCGUCGAGUGCAUUUGCGAGGAUCUCAAUCUGUCCAAGGAUGUGGCGGCGGCGACGUUUAUGGCCACGGCCACAUCGAUGCCGGAGUUCUUUACGAAUACGAUAUCCACGCUGAUAUUGGAGUCAGAUAUGGGAUUGGGCACCAUCAUUGGCUCACUGAUGUUCAACACGCUCGGUGUGGCUGGCCUUGCCGCUUUGGCCAUAAAUAAGCCAGUUCAACUGGAUUGGUGGCCCAUAGCUCGAGACUGCGUCAUCUAUCUCUUCAAUACGAUCGUUUUGCUGGUUCUCGCUUGGGGCGGCAGCAUCAGCUUUGUUGAAUCCUGCGUCAUGAUGGGUUUUCUGCUACUCUACUAUUUGAUAACGUUCAACAACAAUAAGUUUAUGCCGGCCAUACGUGUCUUUAUCGAGGAUCGCAUGAACUGCUGCUUCUCCACACGCUACGAUCUCACAGAGCCGCCAGAGAACAGCGCCAAAGCUCAGCUACCUUUGAAGAAGGAUCCACUUUCGGGCGAUGGUCUAUUUGUGAUUAAUUUCCCGGAGAAUACCUCAUCCAUGUCAUCCACAGCCAACUUGACACACUCCAAGAAUUGGAAUGGCGAGGAUGAAGACGAUCAAAUGCCGGCAAGCAUUUUUGCGUAUCCACACAGUGCGACGAGUUUCAUGAAAUUCUGGUGGGUCUUCACGUUCCCAAUUAAGCUAGUGCUGCGCUUCUGCAUUCCACAUCCAAUCAGACAUCGUCGCCUCUAUCCGUUGUCCUUCAUCAUGUGCAUCAUUUGCAUUGGCGUCAAUGCUUACAUGAUUGUCUGGAUGUUAACGGCAUUUGGUGUUGCGAUACGUGUGCCCACAAUUGUGAUGGGUCUCACAUUCCUCGCCGCCGGCUCCACAAUGCCCGAAGCAGUUUCUAGCCUUAUUUCGCUGCGAAAUGGUGAAAAUGGCAUUGGUGUCUCGAAUUCACUCGGCGCCAAUUCGCUAGCCAUUUUGCUGUCGCUGGGCGUGCCCUGGUUUGUGAAGAACUGCAUGAACUAUGGCACCGGCAUCAAACAGCAGGUGGGCACCGAGGGCAUCGAGUAUAAUAUUCUGAUCCUAAUAUUGUGCACCAUUGGCCUGUUCAUCGUACUCAGCUGUAGCGGCUAUCGGCUAACGAAGCGCGUUGGCGUCGCUCUAUUUACCGUUUAUAUAGUAUUUAUAGUGCUCCAGAUUUUAAUCGAGAUGCAUGUGCUCUUCCCAGUGGACUGCACCAGCUAGUCAGAGCAACAACAAAGGCAACAACAACAGCAGCCAUACCCAUUCCAGUUCCAGUUGGAGUUGCAUGCAUACGAGCUUUUGGCUGGCACCAGAGCUAGAUGGAUACAAUUUCGCUUUGUCCCUAUUCUAAUUGGAUUCCUGUAAAUACGAGAGGUUGGGAAGUUUUUGAAGCUGUCUGACCAUUGUCUGGUUAAAUGUUGUCAGAGUUGCCACCCAAGUAAAAACGAUCAACGAAGGAACUUUCGAUACUUCAGCCUAAACAAAAUUAUUUACGAACGUAUUGAUAUAGACAUAGACGCUUGUAUUAUAACAGAUUUUUUUUUUUUUUGUGCUUUACUAGCUUAGGUACUCCUUAAGACUGUCUACUAUUUAGGUAAAAAUAAUUCAUUGUUACGUACUUAUCCUGUUGUACACUAUUUAUAUAUACAGAGAAAAA
Drosophila arizonae is the source of this 2059-nucleotide messenger RNA. Its product is annotated as sodium/potassium/calcium exchanger 4. The record is from RefSeq and is a predicted model, not a curated record. Gene Ontology annotation, cellular component: plasma membrane. Gene Ontology annotation, biological process: intracellular calcium ion homeostasis; calcium ion transmembrane transport. NCBI's taxonomy places the organism in Eukaryota, Metazoa, Arthropoda, Insecta, Diptera, Drosophilidae. Gene Ontology annotation, molecular function: calcium channel activity; calcium, potassium:sodium antiporter activity.